AUGCGACCGUUCUCUCCCGCUGCCAGAGUGCUACCUGGCUCGGCGCCACGCAGCGCAACGCCUGUCAAGUCUAUCCUCAAGACCGCCUCUGUCCUUGGCAACCGCAAGCACCGGCAUGAGUCGAGCCCCGAUGCUCCCGAGAGCCCAACGAAGCGACGCAAAGUCUUUUUUGACGAUAUUCGGAACAUCACGUAUGAGGUGGGCCGCCGCACGAUGGAAGAGGUCAAACUGGAGGUGCGGAACGCCCUCGAGGGCCACCUUGGUGGCCAAGACAGCCGAUAUGACACGCUCAAAGAGAUGUUUGCCAAUGACACGAAGCGAUAUUUGCCUUCAGCCGCUGGCGAGGACGACACGCUCAAGCCCCACGAACUGCAGGCCUACGUCAUGGCUUUGACGAGUUGCGUCCCUAUUCUUAAGCACAAGGAUUUCAAUGGCUUAGUGCGUGUGGUUCUGCAGUGCUCGUGGCUCGGUAGAGAUGACGCCUUUGUCAAAUCAUUUACCCACUUCCUCGCCGCUCUAGUCAGCGCGCAGGGCUCUUACCUCGGCACCGUUCUAUCCAUGAUCGUGGACAAGUUCCAGCUGACGCGCCAGUCAAAAUGGGGAGUCCCCGACUUCCCAGAGGUCACCCGCGAGACUAUGCGCCAGCGCCUGCACUCAACGCUGCUGUAUCUCCUACAAAUGUUCCCAUCGGCUGUUUCGGUGCUCGAGAGUAUACUCAACGCCAAGUUUCCGUUCCCGGACGACUCAGUGCAGACACAUAUGGCCUACAUCAACAACCUGCUCAAGGUCAAGGAAUAUAUGCCCAAGUUGGAGAACGAAAUUCUCGAUAGCAUACUCAACAGAGUUGUCAAGAUUGACUCACAGAUGCAGCUAGAUCUUGAGGAUCUUGAUGAUGAGAUCACCACGGCCGUUCUUUUUGCGCUCCGUGAAAACCCCCACACAACCUCCGAUUGGGAGGAGGACGAGCUGGAUGAAAGCGAUAAUGAGUCUGUUGACAGUGAAGAUCUGGACUUGGAUGAGGAGACCACACAGAUCAAGACUGUCAAGGAAAACGUCGAUAAGAUGGAUGCCAUUCUCGAUACACUGUUCAAGUUCUACACGCCCUAUUUCCUCAACCCAGGCUCCGACAAAGCCUUUGACGCUUUUGCCAUUAUCCUGCGCGAGUUUGACCGCAUAGUCCUCCCUACAUAUAAGUCUCGCCACACGCAGUUCCUUAUUUUCCACUUCGCACAGCAGCACGAGCGCCUCACAGACGCGUUUUGCGGCCAGCUCAUUAGCACUGCUUUCCAGAACAACACACCCAACGUACUGAAGCAGGCUGCCGCUGCCUACCUCGCUAGCUUCGUCGCGCGCGGCGCACGGGUGCCUCGCAGUCUGGUACGCAGCAUUUUCUCGUUACUUCUAGUCCAUGUCGAGAACUACCGCCGCAAGUAUGAACCUACCUGCCGCGGUCCGGACCUGAAGCGAUUUCACCCUUACUACAGCUUGGUACAAGCCAUCCUGUACAUCUUCUGCUUCCGCUGGCAAGACCUCGUGGUGGCGGCCCCGGAUACCGUGGACACGGACGACGCGGCUUCGUAUAUCGGCCAGGACCUGGAGUGGGUCGGCAGCGCACGCAAAGACCUCUCCAUCCAAAUAUUUGGCAAGCUGAACCCACUCAAGGUGUGCGCGCCUGUUAUAGUCGAAGAGUUUGCCAGGCUGGCACAUCGUCUGGGGUUCAUGUACAUCUAUCCGCUGGUGGAGAGCAACAAGCGAGUACGUCUGACCCAGUUCAUCUCGUCGACGUACGCUACGGGCGGUGCGUUGCGUGAGGCUGGCUACGACCACGAGGAGAGCUUCCACCAGCUGGACCCCUACUUUCCCUUUGACCCCUACCAGCUGCCCAUCAGCAAGCGCUGGCUCGACGACGACUACGUGCACUGGAAGUCGGUGCCGGGCCUAAACGCGGACGACGACAGCGACGAUAGCGACGACAUGGACGAGGAGGACGACAAUGAGCUCGAAGAGGCUACUGCCACUGACAGCGAGGGCGGCGAUUACGAUUAA
Messenger RNA from Cordyceps fumosorosea ARSEF 2679, 2046 nucleotides. RefSeq names its product RNA polymerase I specific transcription initiation factor RRN3. The record is from RefSeq and is a predicted model, not a curated record. Gene Ontology annotation, molecular function: RNA polymerase I core binding; RNA polymerase I general transcription initiation factor activity. Gene Ontology annotation, biological process: transcription initiation at RNA polymerase I promoter. The transcript has a single exon. Gene Ontology annotation, cellular component: nucleus. Bases 1 to 2046 code for a protein of 681 amino acids. Lineage: Eukaryota; Fungi; Ascomycota; Sordariomycetes; Hypocreales; Cordycipitaceae.